Molecule: messenger RNA, 4735 nt
Organism: Cucurbita pepo subsp. pepo (vegetable marrow)
Lineage: Eukaryota; Viridiplantae; Streptophyta; Magnoliopsida; Cucurbitales; Cucurbitaceae
Source: RefSeq, a predicted model, not a curated record
CUCAGAAGGCUUAAACGUUUUGUGUCAGAUUCUUCUGGUGUCUCCCAGUCGAAACAUGAACGAAGAGCUCGCAUGAAUUCCCGUCGAUUAUCUCUCCAGGGAUCAAUCGCCGCCGUGCCUACUGAAGAUUCUGAUUGUACUGGGAAGGAAUUAGUGUUUUCUUUCGGGUGUUUAAGAGAAAUGGUAUUAUGCAGUGCACCAGGUGCAAAUUGACUUUGGUUCCCCACUUGUCGAUUGGAUCAUCGCGAAUUUGUAAAGAGAUUGUGAUUUGGUUGAAAUGUCCUGGGGACUGGGAUGGAAGCGGUCAUCUGAGAUUUUUCAUUUGAAACUGAAUUAUGGUUCAGAAGAGGAUGUGGAGAAUCCUGAGCGUGUUUCCUCGUCUUCGUCGUGUUCUUCUUCUUCGUCGUCAUCGUCAUUAUCGACGACCAUCUUGACGCAGGGUCAUGAACUUGGAUUUCGGAUUGAUUUGGAUUGGUCGGCUGGGGACGAUGAAGAUCAGGUGGCUCUCAGGCUUCAGUCUCAGCUCAUGGUUGCCUUGCCGGUGCCGCAGGAUGCUGUGCAGGUAGAAUUGAAGUAUCAUGAAGAAGCAGAUAAUGUGGAUGUAGAUAUGAGGGUUUUGAAGAGGAGGGAACCUCUUAGAGCCGUGACGAUGACGAAGUCCGCGGGAUCGGGGCAGCAGAAUGAUGGGAUUGGUGUUCUGACGCGGUUGUUUAGGUCGAAUGUGGCACCGACGACGCCAGGGGCUGGCGAGGGGAUGAUUGAUUGCGGCGAGCACUGGAAAACUGUAACCAUGCUCAAUCUUUGUGGCUGUGGUUUGUCGGCAUUGCCUGCAGAUUUAUCUCGACUGCCACAACUGGAGAAAUUGUACCUUGAAAACAAUAAGCUAUCAGUUUUGCCGCCUGAGCUUGGUGAGAUCAAAAGUUUGAAAGUUCUCCGGGUCGAUUCCAACUUUCUGAUUUCCGUACCUGUAGAAUUGAGGCAGUGCGUUGGGCUGGUGGAGCUAUCGUUGGAAUACAACAAACUCGUUAGGCCUCUUCUCGACUUCAGGGCUAUGUCUGAGUUACGUGUUCUUAGACUAUUUGGUAAUCCCCUCGAAUUUCUUCCUGAAAUUUUGCCAUUGCACAAUCUACGCCAUCUUUCUCUUGCAAAUAUCAGACUUGUGGCAGAUGAAAACUUGAGAUCUGUGGAUGUUCAAAUAGAGAUGGAAAAUAACUCUUAUUUUGGUGCAUCUCGACAUAAACUUAGUGCCUUCUUCUCCCUUAUUUUCCGUUUUUCUUCCUGCCACCACCCUUUGCUGGCAUCUGCCCUAGCAAAAAUCAUGCAAGAUAAAGGAAAUCGUGCAGUUAUUAGUAAAGAUGAGAAUGCAAUUCAUCAGCUUAUAAGUAUGAUAAGCAGUGAGAACCGUCAUGUGGUUGUACAAGCAUGCUUUGCUCUUUCUUCUCUUGCUGCAGAUGUUUCCAUUGCAAUGCAGUUGAUGAAAGCAGACAUAAUGCAGCCCAUUAAAACUGUUCUAAAUUCUGUUUCACAAGAUGAAGUAAUUUCUGUAUUGCAAGUUGUGGCUAAGUUGGCUUUCACAUCCGACACUGUAUCUCAGAAAAUGUUGACCAAGGAUCUUUUGAAAUCCCUGAAAUUUUUAUGUGCCCAGACAAAUCCAGAGGUGCAAAGGUCAGCUUUAUUAACAGUUGGAAACUUGGCAUUUUGCUUAGACAAUCGUCGCAUUCUAGUUACUUCUGAACAGUUGCGUGAACUACUCUUACGCUUGACAGUUGCACCUAACCCACGUGUGAAUAAAGCUGCAGCUCGAGCUUUAGCAAUCCUUGGUUUGUUUUUUUGAUCUAAUUCAACUUGUACAUCUGAGUUUCAUGUCUUCACAAUCCAUUCAAAUAGAUUUUUUUUUUUUUUUUUUUUUUUUUUUUUNCCAGUAGCAAAACAAGGACUGCGAAUACUCUCAAUGGAUGGUGGCGGCAUGAAAGGUUUGGCAACAGUUCAAAUACUUAAAGAAAUUGAGAAGGGAACUGGAAGGCGGAUACAUGAAUUGUUUGAUCUUAUAUGUGGCACAUCAACUGGAGGCAUGCUAGCUGUUGCCCUCGGUAUUAAGCAGAUGACUUUGGAUCAAUGUGAAGAAAUAUAUAAAAAUCUCGGAAAACUCGUCUUUGCUGAGCCUACACCUAAGGACAGUGAAGCUGCUUCCUGGAGAGAAAAGCUGGAUCAACUUUACAAAAGUUCUUCACAGAGUUUUAGAGUUGUUGUCCAUGGAUCUAAACAUAGUGCCGAUCAAUUUGAGAGGCUAUUGAAGGAAAUGUGUGAAGAUGAGGAUGGAGACCUAUUAAUAGAAUCUGCAGUUAAAAACCCCCCGAAAGUAUUUGUCGUGUCAACCUUGGUGAGCAUGGUACCAGCUCAGCCUUUCUUAUUCCGCAAUUAUCAGUAUCCUGUUGGAACACCGGAGGUACCUCUGGCAAUUUCAGACAGUUCAGGAAUUACUGUGUUUGGAUCACCUUUGGCCAGUGCCCCAGACGGGUAUAAGUGCAGUGCUUUCAUCGGAAGUUGUAAACACCAAGUUUGGAAAGCCAUAAGAGCAUCAUCCGCUGCUCCUUACUAUCUUGAUGAUUUUUCAGAUGAUCUAAAUCGCUGGCAAGAUGGAGCCAUAGUGGCAAACAAUCCUACUAUCUUUGGCAUAAGAGAAGCACAGCUUCUAUGGCCUGAUGCGAGAAUUGACUGCUUAGUUUCUGUUGGCAGUGGCUCUACUCCAAUGAAGGUGAGGAAAGGUGGGUGGCGUUAUUUGGACACUGGACAAGUGCUUAUUGAGAGUGCAUGCUCUGUGGACCGAGUGGAGGAAGCCUUGAGUACGUUAUUACCCAUGCUGCCUGAAAUACAUUAUUUCAGGUUUGACCCAGUGGAUGAACGAUGUGAUAUGGAACUGGAUGAGACUGAUCCAGCAGUCUGGCUGAAGUUGGAAGCUGCUGUUGAGGAGUAUAUCCAAAGUAAUAAUCUGGCCUUUAAGAAUGCCUGUGAAAGAUUAAUCAUGCCUUAUCAACAUGAUGAAAAGUGGUCGGAGAACGUCAAUCCACUUCAUUUCUCCCGGGUGAUGGCAUCAUCAGCAGAUGAGAAUAGCCCUUCUUUGGGUUGGAGACGGAAUGUACUACUGAUUGAAGCUUCUCAUAGUCCUGAUGCUGGAAGAUUUAUGCAUCAUGCCCGUGAACUUGAAGCAUUUUGUUCCAAAAAUGGAAUUCGAAUAUCCCUUAUGCAAGGAACAUCUGGGGUUUUGAAAACUGUACCUUCAUCAACAUUCCCAACCCCUUUUACAUCACCAUUGUUUACUGGAAGCUUUCCAACAAGUCCACUUCUGUAUAGUCCUGAUACUGGACCACAAAGGCUUGGUCGAAUUGAUAUAGUUCCACCUUUAAGCUUAGAUGGUCAAUUGGGUAAAGGCGCAGCAUUCACCCCAGAGUCUCCUUCAGGACCCAGAGAACUCUCCUUACCUGUACGGGUAUUGCAUGAGAAGUUACAGAAUUCACCCCAAGUGGGCAUUGUACAUUUGGCCCUUCAAAAUGACUCAUCGGGCUCAAUAUUAAGUUGGCAAAAUGAUGUUUUUGUAGUCGCAGAACCAGGAGAACUUGCAGAGAAAUUUCUACGAAGUGUUAAACUCAGUUUGUUGUCAGCCAUGCAGAACCAUCGUAGAAAGGGUGCAUCAUUGCUUGCCAAUGUCUUGACUGUGUCUGAUCUGGUGGCACUCAAGCCCUACUUCCAAAUUGGAGGCAUUGUCCAUCGUUAUUUAGGACGACAAACCCAAGUUAUGGAGGAUAACCAGGAAAUUGGGGCUUACUUGUUUCGUAGAACGGUUCCUUCCUUGCACUUAUCACCUGAUGAUGUUCGUUGGAUGGUUGGUGCUUGGAGGGACAGGAUCAUUUUCUGCACCGGAACUUAUGGGCCAACCCCAGCUUUAAUUAGAGCCUUUUUGAAUUCGGGGGCUAAAGCUGUAAUAUGUUCUUCAAACAAACCCCCUGAAAUGCCAUCGACAACAUUCCAGGCAGGGGACUAUGAUGUCAUUGAAAACGGGAAGUUCGAGCUUGGCGAAGAGGAGGGAGAAGAUGACGAUGUUGAGCCUUCCAGUCCCACAAGUGACUGGGAAGACAGUGAUGUUGAGAAAAUGGGAAAUUAUUCUUUGGAUACCUGGGAUGACAAUGAGGAGGAACUUUCACAGUUUGUUUGUCACUUGUACGACUCGUUAUUCCGAGAGCGUGCAAGUGUAUACGAUGCCUUACGCCACGCUCUUGCUUUGCAUCCGAAGUUGAGGUAUACAUGCCAUCUCCCUGGUGUCCAAUAAUAUCUUGAUCAAUCUCACUGAUGUUAAAAAAUAAAUGAAAGGUUUAUAACAUAGAGACACAAUAGUCGGCGGUAGAUGGUUUUUAGUGGAGUAUAGAGAAUGUUCAAGAAAAUAAGAGGGAUGAUCCAAUUUUGAGGCUUUCGCUGUGUUCAUUAUAACUAAUAACUAUUUUUUGAAUGCCAUAGUUAUAAGGCACUCGAAAGGUUUUCUGACUGCUCUUAUUUGUUCAAUUAUAACUUUGUUUAGACAAAUUUAAAUGUCAAUGGUCAUAAGUCCUCUUCUUUUAGGACUUCUUGAUUACCGUGGUUGUAGUUUGUUACUCGAAGGAAUGGUCCAGACUCCAUUGGGAAUGUGUGUUUGUAAGAUUGCAAGUUCGAAUAUGAAAGUGGAAAGAAAUGCUAUUUUAUGUCA